AUGCCGUAUACGCACCUUUUGGAACAUCCGCAUAUAUUGGGAUAUCACCAACGACUAACUCCGCCAGAUUGUGGCAUAACGCUAGAAAGACGUACUUCGAUCUAUCCAGACCCUCUUAAAGGAAAUUCGCGACCACCCUCCAUCGUUACAACUGAAAAGGUAGAGGACCCGUGGACUGUGGAAAAGGCGCUGGCGACUAUCGACAGACCCGCCGAGGGCUCGACAUCCCCUGUGCCCUUCUUCCACCUGUUGGAGCGCCUUAAGACCACGAAGCGAGCGGGAUGGAUGCGCUUUAGAAUCCAAAGGGGCGGAUCAGUCGCGGAUCAUUCGUGGCGGAUGGCCAUGAUGGCAGCAUUGCCCGCCACGUCUCUUGCAUGCCAGCUCGACAUCGGAAAAUGCAUCAAGAUGUAUCUAUUCCACGAUAUGGCCGAAUCGCUGGUUGGCGACCUCACGCCCGCAGACGAUGUCCCAAAGACAGAGAAACAUCGAAGAGAGGCCGAUACGAUAAGUUAUAUCGAGGGGAAGAUACUCCACAAAGUCAACGCUGGCGGCGCGGGACAGGAACUCGUGGACCUAUGGCGCGAGUUCGAGGAGGGCAAGUCCUUGGAAAGCCGCUUUAUACAAGAUUUUGACAAGAUCGAGAUGCUCCUCCAAAUGGUCGAGUAUGAACGUCGCGCGAAAGGGCGCUUGGAUCUGAGUGAGUUCACCUACGUAGAAACCAAGGUCUUGUUACCUGAGACCCAGGCCUGGGCGAAGAAGAUCAUCGGGGAACGGAAAGAGUUCUGGAAGACGCACGGUUCUACAGAGGCAGGUGCAAGCGAGAUCCGGAUGAGAAAGAUGCAGGAUGCGUAUUACAGCAAUUAG
Chaetomium strumarium is the source of this 864-nucleotide messenger RNA. Its product is annotated as HD domain-containing protein. The transcript is spliced from 4 exons. Gene Ontology annotation, cellular component: cytoplasm. The record is from RefSeq and is a predicted model, not a curated record. Lineage: Eukaryota; Fungi; Ascomycota; Sordariomycetes; Sordariales; Chaetomiaceae. Bases 1 to 864 code for a protein of 287 amino acids. Gene Ontology annotation, molecular function: 5'-deoxynucleotidase activity.